GAAGUUUGAGUGGGGUGGAGAUUUGCCUCCCUCCUCCUCCAUGACUCCUCCUCCAGCGCUCCGCUCGGAUUCGCCGUGAUUUCAUACCGAAGUCAUACUUCACAUUCCAGCUUUACUGUCAAAUCAGGAGAAAUAUUUCUUCAAAAACAUCAGCGUGGUUUGUAUUUGUAAAUGAGCUCAUGAGAUAGAGCUUGAAAUCCCAUUUUUUGCGCCCAGCAGAGCAGAGGUUUGAGUUUAAGUCCUGGGUGUGAGGGCUCACGUAGGGGCCCAGGUGGAGCCGCCACCAUUGCAGCCAACGAGUGGAGCGCCAACGAGAGCCCGGAGGAGGGGCAGGAGGAUGGAGUGGAUGGGAUGGACAAGGCCGGAAUGGACGGGGAUGCGGAGGGUGUCUGGAGCCCUGACAUCGAACAAAGUUUUCAGGAGGCUCUGGCCAUUUAUCCACCCUGUGGCCGCAGAAAGAUCAUCCUUUCAGAUGAAGGAAAGAUGUAUGGUCGUAAUGAGUUGAUAGCAAGGUACAUAAAGCUGAGAACAGGGAAAACCCGCACAAGGAAACAGGUGUCUAGUCACAUACAGGUGUUAGCCAGGAAGAAAAUGCGGGAAUAUCAAGCAGGCAUUAAGGUGUCUAGCCAUCUGCAGGUUCUUGCGCGGAGAAAAUCUCGCGAGAUUCAGUCUAAGCUGAAGGCCAUGAACUUGGAUCAGGCUUCCAAAGACAAAGCCCUGCAGAACAUGGCUGCUCUGUCCUCCGCUCAGAUCGUUUCUGCCAGUGUGAUGAAGAGUCAGUUGCCUCCUCUUCCUCAGCAUCCCUACCCCCCUCCAGCCAGGUUUUGGCCUGGCCCCAUCCCAGGACAGCCUGGACCAUCUCAGGACAUCAAGCCCUUUGCACCGAGUCCGUACUCCAGCCUUCAGCCUCCACUGCCUCCGCCCAUAUCGAGUAAGAGCAGAGCUGGGAUUAUAUCUGAACUCAGACUGACCCCGCGGCCUAAACCAGCAUGUUUCUCAAUAGGUUACGAGCAGUUGCCCACCCCCCUUCCCCCGACCACCACUGCCAUGCCUGUGUGGCAGGACCGGACCAUCGCCUCCGGUAAACUCCGCAUGCUGGAGUACUCUGCCUUCAUGGAGGUCCAGAGAGACCCUGACACUUACAGCAAGCACCUGUUUGUCCACAUCGCCCAGACAAACCCCUCAUACACAGACCCUCUCCUGGAGGCCGUGGACAUCCGUCAGAUCUACGACAAGUUUCCAGAGAAGAAGGGAGGGCUGAAGGAGCUGUAUGAGAAAGGCCCUCAGAACGCCUUCUUUCUAGUCAAGUUCUGGGCUGAUCUGAACAGUAGUAACGUUCAGGAUGGCGCAGGCUCGUUCUAUGGGGUCAGCAGUCAGUACAGCAGCGCUGAAAACAUGACCAUUACUGUGUCCACUAAAGUCUGUUCUUUUGGGAAGCAGGUGGUAGAGAAAGUUGAGACAGAGUAUGCUCGUGUGGAGGGCGGGAGGUACGUUUAUCGGAUCCAUCGCUCACCCAUGUGUGAAUACAUGAUCAACUUCAUCCAUAAACUCAAGCACCUGCCAGAGAAAUAUAUGAUGAACAGUGUCCUGGAGAACUUCACUAUACUGCAGGUUGUCACAAACAGAGACACACAAGAGACUUUGCUUUGCAUUGCGUUUGUGUUUGAGGUGUCUACAAGUGACCACGGAGCACAGUAUCACGUUUACAGACUCGUCAAGGACUGAAUGACCGCUGUGCCCAAACACCUCCAGACGCUGGUCAUCGAAUGCGUACGAACAAAAAGAGGAAAUUAAGACAAACCUGAAAUAAUCAUGGACAAAACACAAACUGGGAUCCUCUGCACUAGGUUGUGUUGUAUAUUUAGUCGUGUUCCUUAAAAUGGAAAGGAAAUGUACUUUCAGGGAUAAUUCUAUUUCUUGCUUACUGUUUUGUGAGAGGAGAGGUCUUGAAAAACUGUGGUGGGUUAAUUCUGAUUAUGACCCUUGUCAUGUUUAUGGUACUAGACUCUGAAGGCACAAAGGUCUUUUUAAAAGCGAUCGUAUUGAAUAGGAAAGGAAUGCUGGUUGAUACAAGUCUUUCUCUAAUCAGGAACUUUGUGAUAGCAUAUGUUUGUUCUGACUGUCCUUUUAUCACAAUCUUUGGUUCAGACACAGAAGCCUGCUACCUCUGACCUUUGAUCGGGGUUCAGAUUGUGCUCAGAAGGAUGCGAAAGUCUUGUAAAUAAAAACAGUUUUGUAUAGGAAAAGACACUGAAUGUUUGUUGUGAUGGAAAGUGCAAGUUACAUGAAUGUCACACACUUUUGCAAGUUUAGCUCUCGAUUUGGCUUGAUUUUCUGUUUUGGAAAGUGCAAAUGUGUGAGUUAUUUCUACCUCCUGGUGUUACAUGGAUAUGCAAAGUGCGUUUGGAGUAUUUUUACUGCAAAGUUUUGGUUUAAUAAAUGGAAAGCUUGUUUCUGCCACGGAAUAAAAAAUAAAUAAAAAAAAGAUAAUU
Megalobrama amblycephala (Wuchang bream) is the source of this 2492-nucleotide messenger RNA. It is a transcript of the gene tead3a, whose product is annotated as TEA domain family member 3 a. Gene Ontology annotation, cellular component: transcription regulator complex. Gene Ontology annotation, biological process: embryonic organ development; hippo signaling; positive regulation of transcription by RNA polymerase II. Lineage: Eukaryota; Metazoa; Chordata; Actinopteri; Cypriniformes; Xenocyprididae. Gene Ontology annotation, molecular function: RNA polymerase II cis-regulatory region sequence-specific DNA binding; DNA-binding transcription factor activity, RNA polymerase II-specific. Bases 352 to 1725 code for a protein of 457 amino acids. The record is from RefSeq and is a predicted model, not a curated record. The transcript is spliced from 13 exons.